Callorhinchus milii (elephant shark) is the source of this 1489-nucleotide messenger RNA. RefSeq names its product RNA 3'-terminal phosphate cyclase (gene rtca). The coding region runs from base 76 to 1170 and encodes 364 amino acids. Gene Ontology annotation, biological process: RNA processing. Gene Ontology annotation, cellular component: nucleus. The record is from RefSeq and is a predicted model, not a curated record. NCBI's taxonomy places the organism in Eukaryota, Metazoa, Chordata, Chondrichthyes, Chimaeriformes, Callorhinchidae. The transcript has 11 exons. Gene Ontology annotation, molecular function: RNA-3'-phosphate cyclase activity.
CACAGCGCCACUCCCCCCAUCCACCGGCGGCGGCACCGCAUCCCCACAGACCCCCAGUGACCAGGCGCUCGAGCGAUGGCGGCGAAGGUGGAGAUAGACGGCGGCAUCAUGGAGGGGGGAGGACAGAUCCUGAGAGUGAGCACAGCCCUGAGCUGCCUCCUGGGCACCGGCCUGAAGAUCAGCAACAUCAGGGCCGGGAGGAGCUCGCCAGGUCUCCGGCCGCAGCACUUGUCAGGGUUGCAGAUGCUAUCUGAUUUGUGUGAUGGUUGUCUGGAAGGAGCCAAAGUGGGUUCCACAGAAAUCGUGUUCCAACCAAGUAGAAUCCAAGGAGGAAAACAUCUUGCAGACACCAAAACCGCUGGGAGUGUCUGCCUCUUGAUGCAAGUCUCAAUACCAUGUGUGCUUUUCGCCGCCUCUCCCUCAGAGCUGCUGUUGAAGGGCGGCACCAAUGCUGAAAUGGCUCCACAGAUUGACUACACGUUACAGGUGUUUAAGCCAAUUGCUGAAAAGUUUGGAUUUCAGUUUGACUGCAAUGUAAAGAGGAGAGGUUACUACCCGAAGGGUGGGGGAGAAGUGCUGCUUAAAGUAACUCCGAUCAAACAGCUGCUGCCGAUUGAUCUGAUGCAGAGAGGGAAUGUUACCAAGCUUUACGGGAGAGCUUUCGUGGCAGGAGUUCUGCCCUAUCACCUUGCGAAGGACAUGGCGUCUGCAGCUACACGGUGCCUCCAGCGAGAGAUGGGAAACAUGGCUGUGGACAUACAAGUGGUGAAGGAGCCCCAGGACAAGGCUUUUGGAAAUGGAAAUGGAAUUAUUAUUUUUGCUGAAACAUCUACAGGGUGUGUCCUGGCUGGGUCUGCGUUGGGGAAAAGAGGUGUUCCUGCAGAUAAAGUGGGAACAGAAGCCGCAGAGUUGCUGCUAAAAAGCCUGCAACAUGGGGGCUGUGUGGACGAGCACCUUCAGGAUCAGAUCAUCAUAUUCAUGGCUCUGGCUAAUGGCCACUCUAGAGUGAGGAGUGGGCCGGUGACCCUGCACACCCAGACCGCUAUACACUUCGCAGAGAUGCUAACCAAGGCUAAGUUUACAGUGAAUAAAUCCAGUGAGCAAGAACCUGGACAAGAGAGUUUCACCAUAGAAUGUGAAGGGAUUGGAAUGACGAACCCCAAUUUCUGACACUGAGGCUCAUUGCCUGAAGCUUGUGCCAAACCGGGACGGACACCGUGGACAAUGUGAAGAGGAAGCCGGGGAAGAGCUCAGGAAUGGAAAGAUUAUUUAUCCAAUUUGAUGAUCAUUCAAAUCCAGAAGAUGAUUGUGAAAAUAUUGAGGUUAUAAACUACACAAGAAUACAGCGUUUAAAGGAUUGUGUGGAGAUGGGUGUACAAUGGCAUGGCUACUGAUACUGAGGAAUUCAAUGUUUAUUUUCUCCUGGCUUGUAGGUGUCCUCUGGGCCUGCCAGACAUCCACCAAAACACAAUAAACAUCAUAUUGUGGA